UCUUCUGGUACAUCACUUCCUCUGAAGAAUGGGGACUGCAACAGUAAUGUUGUGUUUUACUCUAAAAAAGGACAAAUUCGAUUCUGAAGAGGCACAUGAAUUAUACCAGUCUAUACCGAACAUUUGUUUCGAAGGCAAAGCCGAGCUACAAACAGUUUGUGACUGUGGUAACCAAGGUGACAAGGUGAUAACUGCAACGUCUGAUGAUGGCAGCCAUAUAGUAAUUCAUCUUUACCAUUUCGCCUAUCUUACGGUGGAUAUAACCUAUGUUGUAGACAACGUAAACUGUUUAAAACCACUAUCGGAACCGUUUGAAUUUGAGUUCAUAGAAGGGCUCAAAAUAUCUAUAGCAACAUUCCUUAAAGAAAUCAUUGAAGAAUCUAAAAGCUUGCCUUCUCCAAUCAGACGAGCGCCUGGUGUCACGUGGAAUUAUGGAUGUACCGGAGAUGAGCGCAUUUUUGAGACUGAUUACGAAGAGAUUGUAUUGGAGACACAGAGUAUAAAGAUCGUCAAAUCGAAGGAAUUUGGGAAUGUUUUGCUCCUGGAUGAUGAUAUAAUGCUAGGUGAGAGCGACUUAGUAUACACAGAGUCAUUGCUGGGAAGAGGAAAGAAUGACUUUAAGGAUAAGCAAAUACUUAUACUUGGUGGAGGAGACGGGGGCACACUACAUGAACUGUUGAAACAGUCUCCAGCUUUUGUUCUCAUGGCAGAGAUAGAUGAGGAGGUGAUUAAAGCCUGUAGUAAACACAUGAAGGCGGUAUGUGGGGACACCCUAGAGAAGUUAGAGGGCAACAACUAUAAGAUAAAGAUUUGUGAUUGCAUGCAAGAACUGAAAGCGGCAGUAGAUUCAGGAACUAAAUAUGAUUUUGUCAUCAACGACCUGACGGAAUUAUCAGUCGACAAGGAAAAAUACGGGUUUGGAUAUGAGUUUGAAACAAGUUAUGCGACCCUGGAAUUGGCUCUAAAGGUACUACAGCCUGGUGGAAAAUACUUAGCAAGAGGUAAUUGCCUUAGUGCCAGUGAUUACACACAACAGUUUGAGAAGGAUGUACGAGCUCUUGGUCAUAACUUCACAAGAGCAGAUGUCCAUGUCCCUUCAUUCAGAGAAACAUACUGUUUGUAUGAAGUCCAAAAGAAUUAAUUUUAUGUGAUUUAAAGAAAUGGGAAAAGUUAAUUCUCGUGG
Messenger RNA from Saccostrea cuccullata (small rock oyster), 1183 nucleotides. Its product is annotated as spermine synthase-like. Lineage: Eukaryota; Metazoa; Mollusca; Bivalvia; Ostreida; Ostreidae. The transcript has 11 exons. The record is from RefSeq and is a predicted model, not a curated record. Gene Ontology annotation, biological process: spermine biosynthetic process. Gene Ontology annotation, molecular function: spermine synthase activity. The coding region runs from base 29 to 1141 and encodes 370 amino acids.